UAGCUACAUUAUUGCGGAACUCAGCCUCCUCUCCUCCUCUGCUAGCAAAGCGACGACGCCUGUUAGCAGACCGGCUCUUUUCGGCCAAAGUGUAAUUAUUAUGAAUUGUUUGACUACUGUACUCUAAUUAACUGCCAUUUGUACAAUCUACACACGACAAAAAAAAUUACAAAAUGAAUAUACGAAACGCUAGGCCGGAAGAUCUUAUGAAUAUGCAGCACUGUAACCUUCUGUGUCUGCCGGAAAACUACCAAAUGAAAUACUACUUCUAUCAUGGAUUGUCCUGGCCCCAGCUCUCCUACAUCGCAGAGGAUGAAAAUGGCAAAAUAGUGGGUUACGUUCUGGCAAAAAUGGAGGAGGACCCAGAUGAUGUCCCUCAUGGACACAUUACAUCCUUGGCAGUCAAGCGCUCCCAUAGACGUCUGGGUCUGGCUCAAAAGCUGAUGGACCAGGCCAGUCGUGCCAUGAUAGAAAAUUUCAAUGCCAAAUAUGUCUCCCUUCAUGUCCGCAAAAGCAAUCGGGCAGCCCUGCAUCUGUAUUCGAACACACUCAAGUUCCAGAUCAGUGAAGUAGAACCAAAAUACUAUGCAGAUGGUGAGGACGCCUAUGCCAUGAAGAGAGACUUGGCCCACAUGGCAGAUGAGUUGAGAAAGCCAGGUGUGCGAGUGCCGGGUCAGGAAGCACCGUCUGGUUCCGGCAACCAAGAAAGGGGAAGCGAGAGAGACAGUGGAGGAGAAAGCAAAGAGCUGAGUGAAAUGAGCGAGGCUACAGAGAGCACAGACGUCAAAGAUUCUUCCUCUGACUCACAGUGACCGUCAAUGAUUUUUAUUUAAAUACAGAAGAAAGAAAACAAAAACAAUUCAACCUGGACCGCCGCUUUUUUAUUAAGAUUUUACAGUGACAUCACAACUGUCAGCAUUCACUGCUGUGGUAAUCAAUAACACAAUAUGAUACAAACAUGAAAUUUAAAGGAAGAUUUCUUUGAUUGCUGUAGCAUUUUGGUCUGCUGAUGUAAAAGAUUAAUGCAAUUAAAUCGUACUGAUACUUCGUGUCACUUAAUUAGGGAGUUACUUAGUGUAGGCAAAGUACCUGAUAGAGUACACAUGUAUACUCGUGCAACCACAAUAAUACACAUACAGUACCUCACAAAAAUAGGUAUUUCCGCAAACAUUUUAUUACAGGACAAUACUACAAUAAUUAAACAUGUAUAUGUUCUUUAGAAUUGGCAAUGUACAUCAACAAUUGUCAUACAAGUCAAGCAUGUUGGUGGCAGCAUCAUGGCCUGCGGCUGCACGAGUGCUGCCAGCAGUGGGGAGCUGCAGCCCAUUAAGGGAAACGUGUAUUUAACAUCAAUCAAUCAAUGUUUAUUUAUAUAGCCCUAAAUCACAAGUGUCUCAAAGGGCUGCACAAGCCACGACAUCCUCGGUACAGAGCCCACAUGUACAAUACUAGGACAUUGGGAAGAAAAGCCUGAUCCUUUCAUUAGGGAAACUGUUUUUCCAACAUGACAAUGAGCACUAAGACACCUCCACGAUGAGUGUUCUCAUUAAAAAAAAAAAAAAGGUAAGGUUGCUGUAAGGUCAAACCACAGUGUAUCUAUGUGUAUUCAUAAGGUCAAACCACAGUAUACCUAUGUGUAUUCAUAAGGUCAAACCACAGUAUACGUAUGUGUAUUCACUUGCCAAGAACUGCAUUUAGACAAUGACUGGGGAUGUAACGGUAUUCUAGAUACUGCGGUAUUGCAGUUUCAAAGUCUUCACAAUAAUGACGUGUUACAGUAACGGAAACUUGGGGAGAGUGUAGUUAUUUUCUGGCGCUGUAAUUGCCCGAGCGUGUCAAUGUGAGUGUGAAUUCUCGUUUGUCUAUAUUGGCCCAGCGAUGAGGUGGCGACUUGUCCAGGGUGUACCCUGCCUUCUGCCAGUGUGCAGCUGGCAGAAAAAGGAUGGAUGGAUUUAGGCUGCGUCUGAAAUAAAGUACAUCGCCCAGAAUUCUCUAUGCCGCGCAGGACUGGCAAGGUUCUGUAAGCAGGAAGUAAAGUGUUCAUAGUAGAUAAAAGGAAUUGCUUUUGUUGGACACAGGGACACAGCCAGCUGGACGACACAAGGCACGGAGGGAAAUCACCCAAAUAAACUACACCGAGUAAACUGAAAAGAUACGGUACUUGAUAAAUUCUCAAUCCACAUAUACCAUAAUAUCGUAACGUGGUUUUAAGACCGUGAUAUUUUGAUACUGUUACAUCCCUAACAAUGACUGUGUGUUGAGUCAUUUUCAGAGGACUUUAAUGCUACACAAGCUGUACACGAACUACUCAAAGGUGUGUAUGUUUACAUUGUAAUUUCUAUUGGGAAGUUAUUCUGUAUUAUGAAUGGUUGAUGAAAUGUGAUAAGCAGGAGCAUAGCACCCAAUUUUUUUGUCCCCCAAACCAGACUCCUGACGGGGCCCCCUCAUUUCACCCUCGACCAAAUGUCACCGCCUCAACCACACACACUUAAUGUUUACAUGCAGUAAAACAAAAAAAAAUUACGCCACAGAUUUGGUUGAUACUAGCUUUUUUAGGUUUAGAUUUUUUACUUUUGAAAAAUGGGAUUAACAUGAAACACAACUCGAUAACUCCCUCCCCCAAAUAAUUGUUUUU
Messenger RNA from Nerophis lumbriciformis (worm pipefish), 2635 nucleotides. It is a transcript of the gene naa10, whose product is annotated as N-alpha-acetyltransferase 10, NatA catalytic subuni. NCBI's taxonomy places the organism in Eukaryota, Metazoa, Chordata, Actinopteri, Syngnathiformes, Syngnathidae. Gene Ontology annotation, cellular component: NatA complex. The record is from RefSeq and is a predicted model, not a curated record. Gene Ontology annotation, molecular function: protein N-terminal-serine acetyltransferase activity; protein-N-terminal-glutamate acetyltransferase activity. Gene Ontology annotation, biological process: N-terminal protein amino acid acetylation.